Molecule: messenger RNA, 486 nt
Organism: Peronospora farinosa
Lineage: Eukaryota; Oomycota; Peronosporomycetes; Peronosporales; Peronosporaceae
Source: the annotation of a GenBank genome assembly
AUGAAGUUCCUGACACCUCUAGUGCUGACUAUCGCGAUCGCUGCUGUAUCCGCCGCUGACAACUCGUCGAGCGGCUCGCUUUCGAUGCCCUCAUCAUUACCGAGCUCGUCGUCCGGUUCUUCGGGCGACUUUUUUGACUUGGAAAGCGCUAGCGAGGCUUCGGCGGCUUCAGCUGAAAGCUUUUCUGACGACAGCCUUGGUUCAUCUGCCUCUGGUGACUCCGGUAGUGUCGACGAAGACGAUUCCUUCAUGAAUGACAGCUCGAGUGGCUCCGACAAUUUCCUCAUCGAAAAUUUCUCGUCAUCAGGUGACGACUUUAGCAGUAGUAUGUUUGAUGCUGAUGCUGAUGCUGAUGCUGAAGAGACUGACACAGCUUCCGCCAGCGCGUCAAUGGACUCAGGAUCAAGCUCGGGGACUUCCAGUAUCCAAUUCGCUGCAUUUUAUACGAUUGCAACGGUCUUCAUUACCAUUGGGACUCUUUUUUAA